Molecule: messenger RNA, 1032 nt
Organism: Rotaria sp. Silwood2
Lineage: Eukaryota; Metazoa; Rotifera; Eurotatoria; Philodinida; Philodinidae
Source: the annotation of a GenBank genome assembly
AUGUGCUAUCCUCUAUCAAUGACUACUUCAGAUGUUUGUCCACCACGGACGAUCCCUUACGAUGGAAUUUGUAAAACUGCAACAUGGGCAUCCGUCGGUAAGACCAUUGCAGGUGGGAACGGUCCAGGCUCUGCACUCAAUCAACUGAACAAUCCCUUUGGACUUUUUGUUGAUCCCAAUGAUGGCGAUGCUCUUGUUAUUGUUGAUAAUGGUAAUGGACGCAUAGUGAAAUGGGAACAAGGUGCAUCGAGUGGUCAAAUAAUAGCUGGUGGUAAUGGAGUUGGUAAUCGAAGUGAUCAGCUUGCGUUGCCUCGGUAUGUCGCAGUCGAUCACGAAGGGACAUUGUUUAUUACUGAGUACACUAAUAAACGAGUGAAUCGAUGGAAGAGAGGAGCUCACAGUGGAGAGAUAAUCAUUUCGAAUAUUUAUGUCAACGGUAUCGCUCUUGGACCCAUACUAGGAGAAAAUCAGUACUUAUUUGUGGGUGAUUGGUUCGAAGCACGUGUUCUCAAGUUUAAUAAGAAUGGAACAGGUAAUGGACAAGUAGUGAUCGGAAUCAAAGGUCCAGGUACUUCUCUGGAACAACUUCUUACUCCAUAUCAGAUGCAUGUCGAUCAGCAACAAUCUAUCUUUCUACCUGAAUAUUUGAACAAUCGAGUGACAAAAUGGAUUGCUAACAAUAGUAUUUGGACGACGAGUGCCAUUAUCGUUGCUGGUGGAAACGGUAACGGUAGCGAAUUGAAUCAACUAGAUGGUACUCUUGCUGUCACUGUCGAUCAGUCAGGUACAGUUUAUGUAGCUGAUUAUGGCAAUCAUCGAAUUACACGUUGGCUGAAAGGAGCUCAAAGUGGUACAAUUAUUGCCGGUGGUAAUGGUCAAGGUAAUCUCAAUACACAACUCAAUCAUCCAUAUGAUUUGGCUUUUGAUCGAAAUGGAAAUUUGUACGUGAGUGAUUUCUCAAAUCAUCGAAUUCAAAUGUUUGCUAUCGACAAAAGCUCAUGUACCAGUGGUGAGUUGUGUUUAUCGUUAUAA